AUGGCCUUCUUCGUUAUCGAAGGAAAACCAACCUAUUCGGCCAUUCUCAUGAGGGACUGGAUCCACACUACUCAAUGUGUCCCUUCGACCCUACACCAGAAGGUUAUGAUUUGGAAUGAAAAUCAAGUCGAAAUGGUGGAAGCCGAGGCCGAUCCGGCCAUGAAGAUACAUCCUGCAGAAGCCUUUUAUUACUCCUCUGAUGUAUACCCGUUGUCCAUGAUGCUAGAGGACGCUGGGACGAUUUGGAGGCAAUGGCAGACAGGUCCAGUUGUCCAUUCAUGCCGCUCAACCGCCCGACAGGCAGACAGGGACAUCCCUGAGCCGCCUGAUUAUGAUCAAGACGAAGAGGAUGUUCAUUCACCGAUUCGAAGAGCUGCUCAACCUUUGGAAGUGCAGGACCCAUUGAAGGAGAUUAACUGGGGGAUGAUGCAACCCCUCGGACGACACGGGUAUCCGGUGUGGGUUUCCAAAUUUGUUCCAGUAGUGAAGAAGAACAGAAAGAUCUGUAUGUGCUUUGACUUCCGGAAUCUCAAUUUAGCGACACCGAAUGACGAAUACGUAAUGCAGAUUGCCAACAUGCUCGUGGAUUCUACGGCCAGCGGAUCGAAGUUGAAAAAAAUAUCCAAGGCUAUCAAGAACCUUGGGCCCCCACACAACAUUAAGGAGCUGCAAAACUUGAUAGGGAAGGUCAAUUUUCUGAGGAGGUUCAUCGCCAAGGCCGCCGGAAAAAUGAAGGCCUUCUCGAUGCUGCUACGUGGAAUAAAGACAUAUUUGAGUGAGAACCAACCUGGCAAGAAGCCUUGA
Molecule: messenger RNA, 804 nt
Organism: Andrographis paniculata
Lineage: Eukaryota; Viridiplantae; Streptophyta; Magnoliopsida; Lamiales; Acanthaceae
Exons: 4
Coding region: 1-804 (267 amino acids)
Source: RefSeq, a predicted model, not a curated record